Molecule: messenger RNA, 285 nt
Organism: Phyllopteryx taeniolatus (common seadragon)
Lineage: Eukaryota; Metazoa; Chordata; Actinopteri; Syngnathiformes; Syngnathidae
Product: gamma-crystallin M2-like
Exons: 2
Biological process (GO): visual perception; lens development in camera-type eye
Molecular function (GO): structural constituent of eye lens
Source: RefSeq, a predicted model, not a curated record
AAAAAAAUUCACAUCAUUUUCUAUGAAGACCUUAAUUUUCAAGGUCGGCACCACGAGUACGUGAGCGACUGCGCCGACCUGCAUCCAUACUUCAACCGCUGCAACUCCAUCCAGGUGGAGAGCGGCUGCUUCAUGGUGUACGAAAGGCUCCACUACCUGGGUCACCAGUACUUCCUGCGCAGGGAGGAGUACUCGGACAACCAGCGCAUGAUCGGCAUCAACGACUGCAUCCGCUCCUGCCGCAUGAUUCCGUUGGUUGACGGCGCCGCUGGAGGAUGUUGCUAA